This is a messenger RNA of Paecilomyces variotii, 888 nucleotides long. RefSeq lists its product as hypothetical. The record is from RefSeq and is a predicted model, not a curated record. The coding region runs from base 231 to 767 and encodes 178 amino acids. NCBI's taxonomy places the organism in Eukaryota, Fungi, Ascomycota, Eurotiomycetes, Eurotiales, Thermoascaceae. The transcript is spliced from 4 exons.
CGUAGGGACCGCGGUGGUCAUACCAAUCACCGAGGACGUGGCAAUUAACUCCAAUCAACUCCAUUCGCCGGCAGCCCCACCGAGCCCAAACAUGACUGACCUCACUCGAUCCGAGCUCCAUCGCUUCAGGAUAGUUCUGCUUCAGCAUCUAAACUACAUCCUCUAUACUAUUCACAAAUAGCAGGAUCAACGAAGAAUAAGAAGACAGGCCUUAGUCAGAAUUCUUCACGAUGGUCGAUCUCGGACCCUUCCAUAUUCUAAGCUAUGGCACCCUCCUGGGAGUGGAGGUCUUCCAGUCCUUCAUUGGCGGCAUCGUCUCCUUCAGGGUCCUCCCGCGUCCGCAGUUCUCCCUACUGCAGAGCCAUAUCUUCCCCAUCUAUUUCUCUCUGCAGACGGCACUUCCAGUUGUAGCUGCUCUCACGUACCCCGGAGAGAAAACUUUGCUCGGGAAUGGACCUUCUAGUCUUGCUGGAGUGCUAGCCCCCGAAAAUCGGCUGUCGACCUUGCUGCCUCUUGCGACGGUGUUCAUUACCGGACUGACGAAUCUGGCAUUCCUUGGACCGCAAACCGUCAAGAUCAUGGAGGAAAGAAAGAAGCAAGAGGCUAUAGAUGGCAAGAAGAGCUACGAUCCCGCUCCUCACUCCAAGGAGAUGCUUGCUCUCAACAAGAGAUUCGGAAAGCUUCAUGGCUACUCGACUCUUGUCAAUCUUGCCGCUAUUCUGGCGACGAUCUCCUAUGGCUACGUCCUGGGAAAGCGGAUCUACUAAAUCAGAUAAUGGAUGCGUCUUACUCGAAGUUGAUCAACAUCUUGAGCAAACUAUUCACCAUAUGUAACACUCUCUACUCUGUAUGCUUAUAUUUGGAUUGUAUGUGUGCCCCUACUUCUCU